Messenger RNA from Prorocentrum cordatum, 486 nucleotides. The record is from the annotation of a GenBank genome assembly. NCBI's taxonomy places the organism in Eukaryota, Dinophyceae, Prorocentrales, Prorocentraceae.
CUGGGCAUACCAAGCAGCUCUCAACCUCGAGAAGGAGCUCAACAGAAAGUUGGACCAGCUCGACAAGUGGCAGGACUGGGCGCGGGAGAAGCAGGAUACCACAAAGAAGAUCACGGCAGAUCUCGCGGAGGCAGACCUACGGCUCGUACUGCUCCUGCUGGGCUGCGCCUUUGUGACCCCUUUGGACGGCAACCGCAGCCAAGUUGAGCUCGUGGACGCCACCAAUGUGCUCGACGUUCAGGAGGACGAGUACGCGGUCACCAACGAGGACAAGGAGCAGCUCAAACAACACGCCGCCGAGCUGCAGAAGACGAUCGCCGAAACCAAGCGGCAGGCGUUCGGCGAGAUCGCUGCCAAGAUUGACGGCAUCAAGGGCAGCCGCAAGAAGCACCCGGCCCGCCCCGGCAGGAAGAAAAGGAAGCCCAAUGACGGCGUUUGCGGGGAGUUGGAAUGCCAGUUCUGGCGGAGCGACGCCUUCUGCUGCUG